UUUCACCUCCAGGCAGAGGCUGCGGCUGCCCGUUGCGUAAAAGCAGCAGCCGCCGGGGCUCCAGGGGACUCCCUGGCCAUGGGAAGGACAUCCGGACCGGCGGGCGCCAGGGGCUCGGCUCCCUCAUUUUGGAUCGCGGUGUAGACACCUGAGUGAACCGUCCCUAAGCGAGGGAGGGGAAGUGACAGUGUAUCAUGUAUACCACUGAUUCCAGGGGACACUCCCCUGCUUUCCUACAGCCUCAGAAUGGAAGCAGCCAUCGCUCAUCUGGCUACGUUCCAGGCAAGGUUGUCCCACUGCGGCCCCCUCCUCCUCCAAAGAGCCAAGCUUCAGCCAAAUUUACCUCCAUCAGACAGGAAGCCCGGGCUACCUUUGCUCUUUCACCUGAAGGACAGCAAACCCAGAGAGAAAGCCAAAAGCAGAGAAGGCACAAAAAUACUUUCAUUUGCUUCGCUAUUACUAGUUUCUCAUUUUUUGUUGCACUUGCAGUCAUUUUAGGAAUAUCCUCCAAGUAUGCGCCAGACGAGAAUUGCCCAGAUCAAAACCCCCGUCUCAGGAACUGGGAUCCAGGACAAGAUCCUGCAAAGCAAGUUGUUAUUAAGGAAGGAGAUAUGUUCCGUCUGACCUCAGAUGCCACAGUGAAUUCUUUAGUCAUUCAGGAUGGAGGACUGCUUGUGUUUGGGGAUGAUAAGGAUGGAUUCAGAAAUAUUACUUUGAGGACUCGUUACAUCCUGAUCAAGGAUGGUGGGGCGCUUCAUAUUGGAGCAGAAAAAUGCCGCUAUAAAUCCAAAGCGACAAUUGCCUUGUAUGGCAAAUCAGAUGAAGGUGAAAAUAUGCCAAUAUUUGGCAAAAAAUUUAUUGGUGUGGAAGCUGGAGGGACACUGGAGAUCCACGGGGCACAGAAGGCAUCCUGGACAUUGCUGGCGAGAACUCUGCAUUCCUCAGGCUUGACCUUUGGGUCCUAUGUCUUUGAAAAGGACUUUUCCAGGGGUCUUAAUGUGAGGGUCAUUGAUCAAGACACGGCCAAAAUUUUGGAAAGUGUGAGGUUUGAUACCCAUGAAUACCACAAUGAGAGUAGGCGACUACAGGAAUUUCUGAGAGUCCAGGAUCCAGGACGCAUUGUUGCCAUAGCUGUCGGAGAUUCAGCAGCCAAAAGCCUUUUACAAGGAACCAUACACAUGAUCCAGGACCGCUUGGGAAGCAAGCUGAUCCAAGGCUUGGGUUACAGGCAAGCUUGGGCUUUGGUUGGUGUCAUUGAUGGUGGAAGUACUUCUUGCAAUGAAUCUGUGAGAAACUAUGAAAAUCAUAGUAGUGGAGGGAAGGCUCUUGCCCAAAGAGAGUUUUAUACUGUGGAGGGUCAGAAGUUCGCUGUGACAGCUUAUAGUGAAUGGAUUGAAGGAGUUUCACUUUCAGGUUUUCGAGUAGAAGUGGUAGAUGGAGUGAAACUUCACCUGUUGGAUGAUGUUAGUAGCUGGAAGGCUGGAGACCAGAUUGUGGUUGCAAGCACAGACUAUUCCAUGUACCAAGCGGAGGAGUUUACCCUUCUUCCCUGUCCUGAUUGCAGUCGAUUCCAGGUCAAAGUCAAAGAAACUCCUCAGUUCUUGCACAUGGGUGAGAUCAUUGAUGGUGUCGACAUGAGAGCUGAAGUUGGAAUUCUCACCAGAAAUGUUCUGAUCCGAGGAGAAAUGGAAGAUUCAUGCUAUGCUGAAAACCAGUGCCAAUUCUUUGAUUAUGAUACCUUUGGGGGACAUGUCAUGAUAAAUAAAAAUUUUACCUCCGUCCAUCUUUCUUAUGUGGAAUUAAAACAUAUGGGUCAGCAGCACUUGGGGCGCUAUCCUGUUCAUUUUCACCUGUGUGGAGACGUGGAUUAUAAAGGAGGGUACAGGCCUUCAACUUUUGUGGACGGCUUGUCCAUUCAUCACAGUUUCUCCAGGUGCAUCACUGUGCAUGGGACAAACGGCCUGCUGAUAAAAGACACCAUUGGAUUUGACACACUAGGUCAUUGUUUCUUUUUGGAGGAUGGCAUUGAACAGAGAAAUACUCUGUUUCACAAUCUGGGACUCCUCACCAAACCAGGCACCCUCCUCCCCACUGACAGGAAUAACUCCAUGUGUAUUGCCAUGCGAGAAAAAGUGUUUGAAAAUUACAUUCCUGUGCCAUCCACGGAUUGUAUGGCUGUUUCAACUUUCUGGAUUGCUCAUCCAAACAAUAAUCUGAUUAAUAAUGCAGCCGCAGGCUCACAGGAUGCUGGGAUUUGGUAUUUAUUUCACAAGGAACCUACUGGGGAAUCCAGUGGAUUGCAGCUCUCAGCAAAACCCGAACUUACUCCUUUGGGUAUAUUUUAUAACAACAGGGUCCAUUCAAGUUUUAAGGCUGGGUUAUUUAUUGACAAAGGUGUAAAAACAAGCAACGCCAGUGCUGCUGACCCAAGGGAAUACCUCUGUUUGGAUAACAGCGCAAGGUUUCGACCCCAUCAGGAUGCAGACCCUGAAAAGCCACGUGUUGCUGCUUUAAUUGACAGGCUCAUUGCUUUCAAAAAUAAUGACAAUGGAGCUUGGGUCAGAGGAGGGGAUGUCAUUGUUCAGAAUUCAGCAUUUUCAGAUAAUGGAAUAGGAUUGACCUUUGCCAGUGAUGGAAGCUUCCCCAGUGAUGAAGGGUCCAGCCAAGAGGUCUCUGAAUCCCUUUUUGUUGGGGAGAGCGGAAAUUAUGGCUUUCAGGGUGGCCAGAACAAGUAUGUAGGCAUUGGAGGAAUAGACCUGAAGCCUCGGACAUUACCUAGGAACAGGACAUUCCCAAUUAGAGGCUUUCAGAUAUACGAUGGGCCCAUUCAUCUCAGCAGGUGCACUUUCAAAAAAUAUGUGCCAACUUCAGAUAGGUAUACCAGUGCUAUUGGCUUCCUCAUGAAGAAUCCCUGGCAGAUAACUCCCAGGAAUAACAUCUCCCUUGUGAAGUUUGGUCCACAGGUGUCUCUGAAUGUCUUCUUUGGAAAGCCUGGCCCCUGGUUUGAAGAUUGUGAGCUGGAUGGUGAUAAAAACUCCAUAUUCCAUGAUGUUGAUGGCUCUGUGACAGGAUACAAGGAUGCUUAUGUGGGAAGAAUUGACAACUACCUGAUCCGCCAUCCAAACUGCGUGAACAUGACCAAAUGGAACGCAGUGAUCUGUAGCGGGAACUAUGCCCAGGUCUACGUGCAGACAUGGAGCACUCAGAAUCUCUCUAUGACUAUCACACGAGACGAGUAUCCAUCCAACCCCAUGGUACUCCGGGGCAUUAAUCAGAAGGCUGCCUUCCCACAGUACCAGCCUGUGAUAAUGCUGGAGAAGGGCUACACCAUCCACUGGAAUGGCCCAGCACCACGGACUGCUUUUUUAUACCUCAUAAACUUUGAUAAGAAUGACUGGAUUCGUGUUGGCCUCUGCUAUCCAUCCAACACAAGUUUUCAGGUGACCUUUGGAUUUCUGCAGCGACAGAAUGGCUCAUUAUCCAAAAUGGAAGACUAUGAGCCAGUGAAUUCAUUAGAAGAGCUACAGAGGAAGCAGUCUGAGAGGAAAUUCUAUUUUGACACCAACACAGGGUUGCUGUUUUUGUAUCUCAAAGCCAAAAGCCACAGGGAUGGCCACAGUUACUGCUCAUCUCAGGGAUGCGAAAGAGUCAAGAUCCAGGCAGUAACAGACUCAAAAAACAUCAGUAACUGCAUGGCUAGAGCAUAUCCCCAGUAUUACAGAAAGCCCUCCGCGCUCAAAGCAAUGCCUUCCAUGCUUAAAGGGCCCUGCCAAGGUUGUGGGACCCAUCAGGUGGUGUUUACUAGUGAUCCUCACAGAAACUACCUCCCCGUGCAGUUCCAGUCACCCAGUAAAGCAGAGACUCAGCAAGGGGACCCUUCUGUUAUCUCUGUCAACGGCACCGACUUUCCCUUCCGAAGUGCAGGUGUCCUGCUCCUUACUGUGGAUGCCUGCAGUGUUCCCUUCCGGUUGGUGGAAAAAAAGUUUUUCUCUCUCGCUGAAAUCAGUCGCCUGGAAGAAUACUUACAAACAGGCAUCUCUCCAAGAUCAAUUGUACUGUUGAGCACAAGAGGAGAAAUAAAACAAUUAAAUAUUUCAGAUUCAUUAGUAUCUCUGGGAUUAGCCAAACCGACUCAUCUUUAUAACAAAGGGAGUACCAUAUUUUUGGGAUUCAGCGGAAACUUUAAACCAUCAUGGACUAAGCUAGUCACCAGUCCUGCUGGACAGGGCCUUGGGCUGCGCGAACACUUCAUCCCUUUGCAGCUGGGUGACUACGGCUGCCCCAGAACUGGCACUGUCCGCAGGAAAGACCUGGAACUGUUAAAGCAAACUUCAAAAGCACAUUAGAGACUAACUGUAACUUAAGUGCUGGGCGAAAAAAAUGUGAACUAACUUAUUUAAUUUAUGACAUUUUAAAAUGACACUGUUAACCCAACGGAACCAUUUUCCUAUUUGAUACCGAAAGGGGAGAAAAGAAAGAGUUUAAAGUGAUUGCUUGAAUACCAGUUCAUGCACCUUCUAGUUGUACAAAAUGUUAAAGAGUUUAUUUGUAUUUGUUAGGCUGGUAUAGUCAGAGAGCAGUUCUUUUAUUCCUCACCUUCUACCCCAGUGUUUUCUAGUGAACGUGAGCAGUGUUUUAGCUUUUUGUAUAAUGGAUGGGGUGGGGGUGGGGGCGGGGCUUCUGAGAGUCAGCCUGCAUCCUUUAGGUGGCCAGCUCUUGUAGCACCUUGGAUACUUGAAGUCUGAUGCUUGGUUGUGUCCAUUGGCUUUGGAUCAGCAGUUGACUUGGGUGGCUGACUGGCUUGUCUAGGGCUGCCAAGGGCCCUGCUUCCCAGUAGCCUUUUAAGAUUUUAUAUACUACUAAAUGACAGAACUUUCAGUGGCAACUCAGGCCCAGCUCAUACGCUAUUUUGCCUGGACAUGUGCUAUUUUUAUUCAUUUGUAUACUGAUUCUUUCCAAUGGUUCAGCUUUUCAAACAGGAAGGAUUGGGACAAAAGGGCUUUUAGGGAUUAGACGUCUCUUUAAUCUGCAACUAUUGGGCAAAAUAUUCAGCCUGCAUGAAGGUCUGAGGUUGUCGGGGCCAUUUUUGCAGCUUUAACCCUUAGUCUGUUUCGCCUGUAUAUUUGUGUUUAAAAUGCAGAGCUAAGCUGAAUAUUUACAUUUUUUUAAAGAAGCAGGCUGUUUUCCUGAACCAUAAACUUGUGUCAUUUCAACUUGCACAAAGGAAGUCUGUUCAUGGGGUUGCUCCUGCACCCAGCUUUUUAGUUGUGAUUUCUGUGUGUGGAUUUUUCUUUAAUGCUUUUCUGUUCACCAUCCUUCCACAAAAAUUGCAGAAAGCUGAAUGAUACCCUCCAAUUUUGUACUUGGGGGAGAAAAAAGGGAGAGUGAUUUAAGGGCCGGAAUCAUGAAGGGGAUAAUUCAGAAAUGAAUCUCUAAUAGCUUUAGAGGAGUCAGCCACUCUUAAAUUGUUAGGACCAUUAGAAAAAGUUGCUGCAGUGCCCUCGUUCCCUUUCCACUGGGUGCCUGCAUCUCCUGCUGCUGAGGAUUCCACGUGGCAAGAGGAGAUCAGCUCCACAGCCUGAACUCAGCAAGAAGAAAGUAUCCAAAUGCAUUUACCUUUUCCUAAAACCAUGUUGCAUGAAGUGUAGUGGAGAGAUGGCCACGGCGAGACUGUUAAAGUAUUUUCCGACUGGUUUUGGCAAGAAGAACAGACAAUUUUCUUUCCUCUACCAAGAGCAAAGGUCAACAAUGACCUGUUGCUGUAUGUCCAGGAGAAAUUACAGAGCAGCUCUGUGACUUCUGUUACUUUACAAAAUGUGCUACCUCAAGUGCUACCAAUAAACCUUUCUAACUGUAAGUGCUCUUGCUAAGGGCACAUGUCUUAAUUAAAGUUUAGGGGUUUUGUUUUUGGGGUUUUUUUUGUAUAUUGAUGAAUGAGAUCUUACCUAUUAAAUAUAUUAUUGGAUCAUG
Messenger RNA from Talpa occidentalis (Iberian mole), 5970 nucleotides. It is a transcript of the gene CEMIP2, whose product is annotated as cell migration inducing hyaluronidase 2. NCBI's taxonomy places the organism in Eukaryota, Metazoa, Chordata, Mammalia, Eulipotyphla, Talpidae. Bases 195 to 4346 code for a protein of 1383 amino acids. The transcript has 24 exons. The record is from RefSeq and is a predicted model, not a curated record.